GGCCGAGUAGGUUAGCAACGGCAAACAGCUAGCUAGGACUCAUUCUGACAGGAAGCAGCUCUUUGACAGUGUUUCACUGUUUAAAGGAGACCAUCGGGAACCUUGUCUUACACACACGCCUGAGGAGCUCCUUCAUCUCCCUCAGCAGCCAUGAACUGGUCUACUCUGCAGGCCCUCCUCAGCGGGGUCAACAAGUACUCCACCGCCUUCGGCCGCGUCUGGCUCUCCAUGGUCUUUGUCUUCCGGGUGAUGGUGUUCGUGGUGGCGGCCCAGCGGGUGUGGAGCGACGAGAAUAAGGACUUUGUCUGCAACACGGCUCAGCCGGGCUGCAACAACGUUUGCUACGACAAGAUCUUCCCCAUCUCCCACAUCCGCCUGUGGGCCCUGCAGCUCAUCUUCAUCACGUGUCCAUCUCUGAUGGUGGUGGGGCACGUCAAGUAUCGAGAAAAGAAGGACAUGCAGUACACCGCUUUCCACAAAGGUUCCCACCUGUACGCCAACCCUGGGAAGAAACGUGGAGGUCUGUGGUGGACGUACCUGGUGAGUCUGAUAUUCAAGGCCGGCUUUGACGCUGGCUUCCUCUAUAUACUCUACCACAUCUACGACGGUUAUGACAUGCCCCGCCUCUCCAAGUGCUCGCUGGAGCCAUGCCCCAACAUGGUGGACUGCUUUAUUUCACGACCCACAGAGAAAAAGAUCUUCACCCUCUUCAUGGUUGUGUCCUCUGCAUUCUGCAUCUUCAUGUGCAUCUGCGAGAUGAUUUAUCUCAUCUGCAAACGCAUCCAGAAAUUCCUUAACAAGAAGGCAGAGCUCGAAAAGAGGAUGUUCGCCGAGAGACACGAGAUGACUCCCCUGGCAGCACCGAGGUCAGACCUCAGGACCUCAGUCAAAGUGGACCCGACGGUGUCAAUUCAAAACCUGACGAACAUCAAGGAAGAGCAGGGGACAUCGGAGAUUAAAUAACGCCACACCGUGACCGUGGCUGCUUUGAAAAACAAACAAUGUGCGACUGUGAGCAAAUGCGUUCAGAGAGAUAUUAAUGGGGAUUUCCAGAAGAACAUUUAGGAAAAUAUGAUCUUGUUGAGUGACUUUCUGCAUGAACGCACAGCUCUUGCAUGCACACAAACAUGGGAUCACAGAGAAUGUGAGACUUUGAGUAUUUUCUCAUAUGCUUUUGUGUAAUACUUUGUAAGCUUAAAGAAAAGAAGGAUGUAAAUGUGAUUUACUUAGUGACCGUUCUCCUCAAACAUGCACAGUGCCCCCUGCUGAGUAAACCAG
Messenger RNA from Thalassophryne amazonica, 1278 nucleotides. It is a transcript of the gene cx30.9, whose product is annotated as connexin 30.9. Gene Ontology annotation, cellular component: connexin complex. The record is from RefSeq and is a predicted model, not a curated record. Gene Ontology annotation, biological process: cell communication. The transcript is spliced from 3 exons. The coding region runs from base 151 to 963 and encodes 270 amino acids. Lineage: Eukaryota; Metazoa; Chordata; Actinopteri; Batrachoidiformes; Batrachoididae.